UAAAUCUUCAGGUUCUCCCGGAUUCCUGUUCCGUUUACAUCUGUGUUUUUAUCAGCUGGGUUCGGCUGCGUUUCCCACAAGUACUUCUUAAGCUGAUUUUACCAUCACCGCGAACCCAACUUUUAAUUCACCCAUUUAUAUUGGGAUCUUUGCCUUCUUUUGAACACUUUUCCUAGCGCGCGCACGUCCACCAGGCUGAGAUUUACCUGUUUACUGACGUUCUCUUCGCCUCAGGUGAUGACGAUGAUGAAGAGGAGCGCGCACACUCCGCAUCCGUUCGCGUAUGAAGUGAAUAUAACAACAGCUCAGCGGAUUCGGGGAAUCAUUCUGGGCGUCGUUCUGUUUCCCGUCCGCAUCGCCCUGGCCACCCUCUUCUUCCUGCUCAUGUGGCCCAUCGCUCGACUGCGAUUGGCCGGUCUGUCGGAGGCGGAGAGGGCGGAGCCUGUGCGGGGCUGGCGUCAGUGGCUCUUCCAUCACAUCAUGCUCUUCCUCAGCCGCGCCGUCUUCUUCUUCAUGGGCUUCCUGUGGAUAAGGGUCAAAGGGCGUCAGGCGGGAUUGAAGGAAGCGCCAGUUUUAGUCGUAGCGCCUCACAGUGGUUUCCUGGACAUGCUGGUGGUUUGCGCGACUGGUCUGCCGAUGGUCGUGUCCCGGUCGGAGAACAGCAGACUCCCCGUCAUCGGAGCGCUGCUAGAGUUCAAUCAAUCUGUGUUAGUGAGUCGAAAAGAUCCUGAAUCCAGGAAGAAAUGUGUGUCUCAGAUCUGUGAGAGAGUCAAGUCUGACGGCCACUGGCCUCAGAUGCUCAUGUUUCCAGAAGGAACAACGACUAACGGCAGAGCUCUGAUCAAAUUCAAACCCGGAGCGUUUCUGGCCGGUGUUCCCGUUCAGCCCGUCCUGCUGCACUAUCCCGGUGAACCGGACACUGUUCGCUGGACCUGGAAAGGACUGACGUGGCUGGGCACUCUGUGGCACACCACCUCGCAGAUCUACACCAGCGUUACUGUGGAGUUCCUGCCCGUCUACACGCCGUCACAGGAGGAGAAGCAGAACCCGGACUUAUACGCCGAAAACGUACAGAAACUCAUGGCCAAAGCUCUGCGUGUUCCUGCCACUGAUUAUGUGAUGGAGGGUCGAUUUCCUGUUCAGAAGCUGGGAAACCUCUCACUUCCCCUGGAGCCUCCGGCGCAGGAAACACUCAGACUGCUCCGCGAACACAGUCUCACGAUCGCUCACGUGGAGAGCGUGAUGAACCGUGUGAUUGACAGCUGUCACUCAGGUCAGAGCACCAUAGUAACGGCCGAUCACCUGACCACUCUUCUGGGGCUCAAGGACAGAAAGACAGCGGUGAAGAUCUGCUCUCUUUACUCAAAGGAUGAUACGGUGGAUCUGAGGCAGGUUUGUCUGAGUGUUUCUGCCGUUUCUGGGUUCAGGAGUCUGGAGUCUCUCAUACAUACUGCGUUCACGUGGUAUGACUCUGACCAGGACGGGCUGCUGAGCGCAGGUGAUCUCUCUGACCUGAUGGGGGCGCUGGUGGGCAUCCCUCAGUACGGGGGGGCAGAGAUGUACACUGCACUGACCUCCAGGGGACCACCCACUGAAGCUUCUCUGCAAGACUUCCUGAAGACGCAUCCAGUUUAUCGGAAAGUCCUCAGCGAGUAUCUCCACUCCAGCAGACUUGCAGACGGAAAUCACAACGGCAUUCCCAACGGGAAAAACAACAACAACGGGAUUUAUAAUGGUUUCGGAGCGGGCAGCGGGACGUCCCACCAAGCAUUUACUGGGACGGCCGUCUGAAGUCUUAGUACUCGAGUGCAAGAGAAUAUCGUUGAGGUUACGUUUACAUGAUGUCUUUCUUGUGUCUUAUUCUUAAUUUUGUCCUGUUUUGAUGUGAGUGGAAUGAAACUGUGAGGAUAUACCACUAAUUAAUGUGCCUUGGAACGAACACCUUUAUAUGUAUAUAUUUUAUCAUGAAGUCUGAAGGAUUGGUUUGUGUAUUUAAAAGUGUAUAUUUUUGUCAUUUUAAGCUUUGUAUAUUGGAAAGACCGAAGGUGUGCUAUUCUGCCGAAGUGUCAUAUUUUAUACUUUAAUAUAUUAACGUUAUUUAAUAAAGACGUGAUGCUUCCUG
Messenger RNA from Carassius auratus (goldfish), 2122 nucleotides. Its product is annotated as lysophospholipid acyltransferase LPCAT4-like. Gene Ontology annotation, biological process: phosphatidylcholine acyl-chain remodeling. Gene Ontology annotation, molecular function: 1-acylglycerophosphocholine O-acyltransferase activity; lysophosphatidic acid acyltransferase activity. The record is from RefSeq and is a predicted model, not a curated record. NCBI's taxonomy places the organism in Eukaryota, Metazoa, Chordata, Actinopteri, Cypriniformes, Cyprinidae. The transcript has 13 exons. Gene Ontology annotation, cellular component: endoplasmic reticulum. The coding region runs from base 238 to 1791 and encodes 517 amino acids.